CUCAACCGUAUCUUAUAAGAGACCAGGGGAUUCGGUGCUCCUGGUUCCUAAAGCUGCCUCUCCAAAACCCUAAGCUCCGUCGUUACUAGCCUUCGCCACCGAGAGCACGAGAGAGAAGAGAGAGAGGGAGAGCCACCUUUAGACCAAGAUGGGAAAGACUCGUGGUAUGGGAGCUGCGCGCAAGCUCAAAACACAUAGGAGGAAACAGAGGUGGGCGGACAAAGCAUACAAGAAAAGCCAUCUUGGAAAUGAAUGGAAGAAACCGUUCGCUGGUUCUUCCCAUGCCAAGGGAAUUGUCCUUGAGAAGAUAGGCAUCGAAGCCAAGCAGCCGAACUCUGCCAUCCGAAAGUGUGCUAGGGUUCAGCUGAUUAAGAAUGGGAAGAAGAUUGCUGCCUUUGUUCCAAAUGAUGGUUGCUUAAACUUCAUCGAGGAAAAUGAUGAAGUGUUGAUUGCUGGAUUUGGACGAAAGGGGCAUGCCGUAGGAGAUAUUCCAGGAGUAAGGUUCAAGGUUGUCAAGGUUUCUGGUGUCUCUCUUCUGGCACUGUUCAAGGAAAAGAAAGAGAAGCCUCGAUCUUAAAUUUUGAUUUUUCAUAGUAAAUUCAGUAUGCAAGGAAAUUGUCUUUUUGAGUCAAAAUUGUUGUCGUUCUGUUUUUAUUAAUUUUUUCCUAGGACAUGCAUUUGAGAACCUUUAUAGGGUCAUAUGCAGAUUUCUUAUUAAUAUAGUUUUUAUUGUUUCUUUUUGUGCAUUUGCAAACUGUAUGGACCAUUGCAUUUAUUUGGUACUCAAAACUCAUUCGUCUUUUUUUUGUGUUUUGUAUGUUUUUGUGUGCGUCAUGGAUAUGAUCCUUUAUUGUCCACAUCCAUGGCAAAGCUACUCAAAGGCAGUAGAACAGCCAUAGCGUCACAUUUUGUAUCAAUGUCUUGUCCACAUUUUUGUGAGGA
Messenger RNA from Phoenix dactylifera (date palm), 942 nucleotides. RefSeq names its product small ribosomal subunit protein uS12-like. Gene Ontology annotation, molecular function: structural constituent of ribosome. NCBI's taxonomy places the organism in Eukaryota, Viridiplantae, Streptophyta, Magnoliopsida, Arecales, Arecaceae. Gene Ontology annotation, cellular component: ribosome; small ribosomal subunit. The record is from RefSeq and is a predicted model, not a curated record. Gene Ontology annotation, biological process: translation.